AUGAACACGGUGGCGUCACACACUGUGAACACGGUGGGAUCAUACACAGUGAACACGGUGGCGUCAUACACAGCGAACAAGGUGGCGUCAUACACAUUAAACACGGUUGCGACAUACACAGUGAACACUGUGGCCUAUUACUGUGAACAUUGUUGUAAUAUAUACGAUGGACUUGGCCGUUACGAAACUCGUAUGGAAGACGUGAUGCGUGGCCUUGAGAACAACAUCCACGGUGGUAUAUCUUUUGAAGGUGUGGAUGACUUGAGGCGUGUCCUUGGGAACAAUAUCCUUAGUGGUAUGUCUUUGAAAGGUAUGGAUGACGUGGUGCCUGUCCUUUGGAACAUCAUCCUUAGUGGUAUGGAUGACGUGUUGCUUGUCCUUGGGAACAACAUCCUUAUUGGUAUGUCUUUGGUAGGUAUGGAUGACGUGAUGCGUGUCCUUGAGAACGACAUUCUUAGUGGUAUGUCUUUGGUUCAUAGAAAGAAUUCCAGGCAGAUACUGGACCGUUUGGUGCUACUGGCGGGGGUUGCCUUGUAUCUCACAUAUCUUCCUCAGGCUGGAGCAUUUCCAAUAUGUUAUGGAAACAUAGAUGUAAUAUUUGUGAUGGAUGCAUCAUACAGUAUUCAGGAUGAAGACUUCAUGUUGAUCUGUGACCUGACGGCUAAGUUAUACGGCAAACUCCUCACCGAUGUCAGUGACAACCUUCGAGCUGGCUUCAUCAUGUAUGCGUCCUACGUGUACAAUGACAGUCUCAUUACCCUCAACAAUUAUUCAUCUGAGACUUUCAUACCAACGCUCAAGGAUUUAUCAAGAGAUAUGCGAAACAUCAAAACCCACACAGGUUUGGCGCUGCAGAAGGCUUGGGAGAUUAUUGAGGACCAGGGCAAUGCAAACUCUUUCACCUUCGUGGUUCUCAUAACUGAUGGCCAGCCUAAUGACCUUACUCUAGCGGUAGACAUGGCAACGAAGAUCAAGAAUUGGGGAGCAUUUGUCAUGGCAAUUGGAAUGAAGGUCACUGACCUUGUAAACUUCAAUUUUCUGAACCAGCUUGCCAGCUCCGGCAUGAUGUUUGAGCAAGAUGACAUCAAUAAUAUCAACGACGAGUUCCUCUAUGAUGUUUCAAAGGCAUUGUGUAAAGAGACGCAGUCUGAAAAGAUUAACCCAGUAAUUCCACAAGACAAUGUUGCCUUUGACCUGUACUUCCUGUUGGACGAGUCGGACAAUAUUCUGUCGCAGGACUUAGAAAUUGUUAAGCAGAUGAUGAUAAACAUACUGCAAACGUUUGUAAUAGGGCCCAACUCAGCACUGGUUGGUGUGGCCAAAUACGGGGUACAGACACUGUCUGGGGUCCACCGCAUAGAGGUGACGGAGUAUGGUACCUUCAACUCCCUCGAGACAGGCAUUGACUCCCUCUCAUAUAACACAUUCAACAGGAAUGGCAGAAACCUACUUUCGGCUCUCAACUGGCUUAACCAGACAAGUCUACAGCCGCGUUCCAGCCUGGGGCGACGUUCCGUAGUCGUGCUUCUGACCACAGGACGAGCAGACAACUCGGAUGAGGCUAUAUAUAAGGUACAGGCCCUGCAACAGCGAUACAAUGUCUUCUUCCUCAUCAUUGGUAUCGGUACUGACAGUGAUGUUUGGAAUGCUGAGCGUAACCAGAUGGCUUAUGACAUUGGUACGGUGUUUUGGGGGCAAAACUUCCUCACCCUGGGCGGCACAAACCAGCAGUCACUCGACUUCCUGGCUGACAUCAGGACUACCAUAUAUGACCUGGCAACGGGGACCUACAAGCCAAAGGGGCCAGGUGUGCCCCAGCGUUGGCUGGAGACAUUUGAUAUUGUAUUUCUGGUGGAUGGCUCCAGACGUAUGACAGCCAACCUGCACUUCGCCAUUACUAAGUUCUUCAUGAUUGAACUCAUUGAAGAGUUUGAGUUACUGCUAGAGAAUGCAGCUGGUGCAAGGGUUGCAGUGAUGAUAUUUGAUGAUGCAGGCUGGUACAACAUUAUCCCGUUCAAUGGCUACACCAGUCGCAGUGACCUCUACUCCAAGAUCAACACAUUACAGCUCAUCCAAAGAACUGACAAUGCUGAUAAUAAUGUUGGACUCGAGGCUAUGUACAAGUAUUUCACAACCAAUGUGCGGGAAGGAGCCAACAAGUUGGGCUAUCUGAUAACCCUGAGCAGCUCGACCAACAAGCUCCUGGCUGAAGCGGAGGCUAAGCGUGUGGCUAUGAACGGCAUACAACUCAUCGUCGUGGGUAUGGACGGAGCAGUCAACAGAACUGAGUUGGAGAGCCUUGAGCCAUUUGUGUCAAAUGGUGGUCCAGUCACCAUGACAACUGUUGGAUCCCUGGCGUCUACCCAGGUCUUGGACCAACAGAAAAACUACGUGCAAACAUAUGCUGCGUCCAAAAGACUUUCUGGCACAUAUUUCCCAUGGGAUGGGGCGUUUGACAUGAUCAUCCUGCUGCAUGACAAAGCCGGUUAUCAGAACGAGGGCUUGGGGGCCAAAUAUUUCCUCAUGGACCUCUUCCAAAGAUUUAUUGUGAGCCCGAAAGAUGUGAUGUUAGGGGUGAUUACCUUCGGAGCUGAAGUGAACACGGGAACCAACCAGCAGAUACAGCUGGGCAGCAGUCAAUACCUCAAUGACCUCAUCCUUAAAACACUCAACCUUAACCUCACACCCACAGCGGGCACCAAUGUUGAUGCAGCCAUGACAGCCCUAGGCACCAUGUUCCAGGACCAUGGGCGAGCAGAUGUGCCGCACCUCGCACUGCUGGUUAUGGAGGGUGAUGUUGAGCUCACUGGGCUACUUGACAUCAAGACAGCACUCAAGGAAAGAACCCCGCCAGUGUGUACAGCGAGUGUUGGGGUGGGGCCAAGCACGAGCCAGUCUAUCAUGAAGGCCCUCUCAUACAAUGACAGCCUUGCCUUCAUGAUGCCCAGCUGGGCAGACAUUGCCAUAUCGCCAACCAUGGACGCAAACCUAGUCGCUUUUUCAAGAGGAGUAUUUGCCUCUCAGAACAUUGGUGUUCUCAGAUUGCCAACCCAGUGCAGUGGGAAUGUAGGAAUCCUGUACUUGAUUGACUUGUCAGACAGUAUGCUCAACAUCAUUGACAAAACUAAGCUCUUCACAGCAAUUCUCAUGAGCGGGUUUGAAAUGCCCAAAGUCAAACAAGGAGUGAUAGGGUUUGGUACCAUGGUAACAUCAGAGAUAGGCCUCGGGGAAUAUAACUCGUACUUGGAGCUGUUUAUCAAUUUCAUGAGUCGUGUAGUGUAUGACUCAAACUCUUCAACCACUGGAACUUUUGCUGCUAUAAAUCGUGCCAGAAAUAUUUUUGCAAGUUUUACACAACUGGAUGAGAAGUACAUUGUUCUUAUUACAGAUGGAAAAUCUGACAACCCAGCCAAUACCCAAAAUGAAGCCAAUCUGGCUCGGCAAGCUGGUAUCACCAUUUUGGGUAUCGGUGUUGGUAGUGGCGUACAGAAGUCUGAUCUUACCAGCAUCACCGGGAACACCGACCUUGUGUACCAGUUUGAAGAGUCUGACCUGGAAAACGUCACUAGCCUGCAGGCACUCCAGAUUAAACUCUGCACAUUAAUCAGGCCAGGAGACUGCCUAGCAGGGAAUGCACGUGACCCUGAAAGCCUUACGUGCAGGGCCUGUGAGAUUGGCACACAUCAAGAGUUGUCAGAACAGCUACACUGCACUGAUUGUCCCAACGGCCAGACCACUGCCAACACAGGUUCUGUAGAUGAAACGUUUUGCACAGAUGAGUGUGCUGCAGGCUUCUUCGAAUCCAACAAUGUAUGUGAGCGGUGUGAUUUCAACACGUACAAGCCGGAGGGUGAAACCUCCUGUGUGGCCUGCCCAGCUGAAAGACCCAUAACAACUUUCCAGGGAGCGACAUCUGAGGAUGAUUGCAGACGCAAUGUGUGUGGAGUGGCCAUGGACCUUGUCCUGAUAGUGGACUGUACCGCCAGUAUAGGCGUAAACUUCCCGCUCCUCAAGAUAUUCUUGAUCAACCAGCUUCACAAGUUUAACAUAGGUCUUGGCACGGACCAGACACGUAUUUCACUGUUAUGUAUCGGAGAGGAGACAACACCUCAGGAUACCAAAACACUCACACAGUCUGUUGAUGCUGAAUUUAUCAGAAAUGCUAUCAUGGCUCUAAAGGGAGGAGCCAUUAAAACCAACACAGCUGAUGCUAUCCGUGUUGGCACAAAGAUAAUGGAAGAGGAGUCAACGGAUAAGGACAAGGCGAAGGUGAUGAUGGUGAUCACGGAUGGACGUUCCCUCAGCUACUUUCAGACCCAGUAUGAGUCACUCCUAGCUAAACAGAAAGGCUUCAUCAUGAUGGCGGUGGGAAUCGGCUCUAACAGCCAUGAGUCUGAGCUGGCUGCCAUUGCCUCAGAAGCGAGUUAUGUUAUCAUUGAAUCCGAUUAUAUCCGCCUUACUUCACUGGAUUUGUCUGGUGAUAUCUGUGCAGCUGCAACUGAAUGGACACCGCUAGACGAUAUUACCAUAACACCGUGUGACGUUGCCAUGGACCUGAUGUUUGUUGUGGAUCUUUCUGUCAGCACAAAUAUCUUCCCCCAAGUUAAACUUUUACUUUGGAAAUUUCUUGAUGAGAUUGGCGUCUCGAAUGACAAGGUCAAAAUGGGGAUCCUCUCUUUUGGAGCUGAGAUCUAUGAGGAUGGCCUACAGGGGCUCACUGGAAAUGAUGGCACCAUCAGGAAUGCCAUGUGGGCUCAGUAUAUGCAAACUAAGGCUGGGACAGUAACUGGCCAAGCCCUCGUCCGGGCUAGUACUUUACUGCAGGCAGAUAGUCGGGAGGCGAUUGAUGCGGUCAUGGUGAUAACUGAUGGAGCAUCAACCAACCACACCGACACUGUCCUAAGGUCUCAAGAGGUAGGAAUAUGA
This is a messenger RNA of Mya arenaria, 4926 nucleotides long. Its product is annotated as collagen alpha-5(VI) chain-like. Lineage: Eukaryota; Metazoa; Mollusca; Bivalvia; Myida; Myidae. The transcript is spliced from 34 exons. The record is from RefSeq and is a predicted model, not a curated record. The coding region runs from base 1 to 4926 and encodes 1641 amino acids.